This is a messenger RNA of Caenorhabditis auriculariae, 6965 nucleotides long. NCBI's taxonomy places the organism in Eukaryota, Metazoa, Nematoda, Chromadorea, Rhabditida, Rhabditidae. The record is from the annotation of a GenBank genome assembly.
AUGUUACUGACGUGGAUCUUCGCAGCUUCUUUCUUCGCUGUUGUUGCUGGAGGUGCACUUUUUUUUCUUAAUUUAUGGAGGGCUUUUUUGGAUAGUCGGAAAUCGAUGGAUGAAUUUUUUGAAAAGAUUAAACUUUCUAGAACUCAAAAAGUUAGCAUUGGAAAUUUUACGCAGAAAAAGAAGCUAAUAAAAAAUCGGUGAACCAUUUCAUUGCACUGAUUGAUAUUUCCAUAAUAUGAAAAGAAAGGUGGAGUAUAGCUGAUUCACGGCUGGAUUGAGCCAUCGAAAAAAGGGUCCUGACACGAUAAUGCACGAGAUAGCGCCUGUCUCGUGGAGGACACGCCCUCUGAGCGUCCCAAGCUGGCCGUGAAUCAGCUAUAUCUUAUGGCGGCAGAGGAAAAAAGAGCCCUUAUUAUCCAAGUACUUUAAGAUUUCAGAUACAUCGUCGUAUAUUUUCUGCGUAACUGCCGGGGGAACAUGGAUAGAUUCCACAACUGUUGUUUUUUUUCUUCUGGCAUUUGAAAUUAUUAUUUUUAGGCCAAGGGUUCGCCAACCUGCAAAGGAUACAACGCCCGUUUCGAAUCUAAAACUAAGGUAUUAUUCGAAUAACGGCCAUUCAACUGAAAGAAUCAUUUGAGAAAGAAGCUGAAGACGCGUGUGCCUACAAGGUUCCUUUUGACGUCGUCGGGGUACAAACUGGAUGGCCGACCCUCUGCGACUUUGGUAAAACUCCCAAAUUGCUGGCUCUCUCUCUCUCAUUCUUAACUAGGGCUGGAUUAUUGAGUGCGCCUGUCAGAAACUACCUCUGUUUUCGGAUUUUCCCAGUUCUCUCACUGAAAGCCGUUAGAAAGUUGACAUCAUAGACAAAAAAUUGUAAAGAAGUCUUCCCAAAUGCGGGAACCUUCGAACAUAGGCAAAGUUGGAAAAAUCUGGAAAAAGGCUCCAUAAAAAAGUUCCUUUUUUGCUGCUUUUUUGCGCCAUUCCCCCUUAUACACCAUUUAUGCUACCUCUCCCUUUUUUUCCAUCAUUUCUGGAGCCUUUAAAAAUCCCAGAUUGAAGGCUCGUUAGAGAAGACAUCGAGUAAAUUUAAUUUGCUAAAUUUUCCACAUUGCAAAUGGACAUGCUACUGAUAAUCGAUUGAAUGAUUCUAUAAAUUCAUGUGAUUAAUAUCCUUAUUUUGGCCUAACUAGUUGAAUGACUCUGCAAACUUAUUCUUGACCAAUAUACUUUCUGAGCAAAAAUAGAACAGGAGCUCUAAUACAAUUUAUUAAAAAAAAACCUAACUACAGGUCUUUUUUUUCUUGUUCCAGAAUCAUUGAAAGGCCUGGAGCAGAAUUAAUAUUCGUAAAAUGAAUCGAGUUGUUUGAAAUUCUAGAAGUGAGAGCGACGUGUCCCGAUGGAUAUAUCCAGCUCAACCACGAAUGCUUCCGAGCAACUUCCGUCUUGAUCUACCAACAUCAAGCCCGCGCGGCUUGCAAAAACUUGACUGGAGUGGAUGGAACCUUGUUGAAAUUGACUUCCAGUCGACUUCAACGGGACAUUUAUGGUUUGCAAGGGAUGGAAAGAAGUAAUCCGAAGAUUUUCAGCGGCUUUCACCAACCUGCACGGUCUUUGGCUGGACGUGGAUGGCAGAAGGAACAAGAAUGGAGAGUUGGAAUCGAGUUUGGACGUGCUGUACAAAUGGAAAAGGCCGCGAAACACGAUCAACACCGGUUUGAAUUCCAAAAAAAAAGAAGUGUCCCUUUCUGUACUGCAAAAGGCGAUCGACAGUGUCGAAGACUUGAAGUUUCAUUGUUUUUCAACCUUUUAAACGUUGUUAGGUCUAAAGCAGAACUGCUGACGGGGUGUCUCUUAGUUCGUGAAUAGGCUGGUCAGCAGCCCUGGGUUUGAGUAAUAUAGUCAAAAACUGAACUUCAUAUCGAUUCGGGGUCAUCGUCUUCGCGUUCAGGCGGUAGCAACGAAACGCACCAGCUGAUGGCCAUCACGCAGGCCGGCGUUUGGGAAGUCGGAGCCCACAGGAUUCUCUACGACGUGUCCAACUCGGUCAAGGCCAUGGCCAUCUGCAAGUUCAAACCGACGCCCAGUAUGAGAAGUAAAAUAUUCAUUUCUCUGUGCCUAGUCUUUCAAGUUAGGCUCAAAAGAUAAGCCGAAAAUGAGAGAAUUCCGCUAUCGCCUGUUCUAUUUUGGUAAACAAAAACGUUGCUUCGUGUUUGAAUGGCGUUGAACAAGUCUGCGCCGUGUGUUAACUGAAUCCCUUACCGUUUCUCCUUUCAAGUUGAAAUAAUUUUAUCGGAUCGCUAAGAUCGAAUAGAAGGAAUUCAUCAACAAGUUUUCAAACGUUUGCUCCCCUAGAUUAUUUCUCUGAUUGGCUCUUUUUUGAAUCUAAAAAAUAGGUGUUUCCAGUCAGUUAGAGACAUAAGCUGCAGUAAUCUCUACUUAAAGUGGUUUCUAUAUGUUUCUAUAAGGCUGUUUUUGGUUUAAAAAAAGAUUCAAACUGCCGACUCAGGCUUCGAAGAAACUAGCGACGUCCUUAAUUCUAUCGGCAUCGACAGCAAUGUGUACCACAAGAUGAUGCUCAUUUCGUUUCCUAGCAUGUUUAGGUUAUUCCGUUUUUCUUGUCUUCUUCUGAAUUGUACUUCAAUUUUUCCAGAUACGAAAGGGAUCCGCAAAACAAUGAUCAGAUAGUCCCGGAGGAACUUCACGAAAAAUGCAAAGUUUAUCAUUUUAAUUUCUCUCUCGGGGUUCAUGUUUCAAAAAAAUGCAACAAAAACUUGAAAAUUAUUGCUUUUAGAAACAUUCAAUUGGUUUAAAAAUUUGAAAAAAAUGUAAUAUAAAUGACCGAAGCUUUUUAUAGCUGACUCACGGCUGGCUUGAGCCAUCGAAAAAAGGGCCCUGACACGAUACUGCACGAGAUAGCGUCUGGCUCGUGGAGAGCGCAGACAGGACACGCCCCCUUAGCGUCCCAAGCUGACCGUGAAGUAGCUAUAACUUACAAAAUCACUCGAAGAGUCAGAACAUAUGCGGUCUUCUUUACAUUGAUCAAUGCUUAAAAGACCCGGAAAAUGAAGUGGGGGUUAUAGCCGAUUCACGACUAGCUGGGGAAGUUGAGGAGGCGUGGCCUGUCUGCGCUCUGCACGAGCCAGGCACUAUCUCGUCAUCGUGUCAGGGCCAUUUUUCGAUGACUCAAGCCAGCCGUGAAUUAUUUCUCACACGGAAAGUCAUUUUUCCUUGCGACUUGAAACUUUCUGAAGAUUUGCUUAAAUACUCUUCAACUAUCUGGAUGAAUAGUCCUUACCUGUGCAAACUUCUAGUUUUCGUAUUUUAUAAAUUCGCGUUUAUAUCAGAAUUAGACCACACAAGGAGGUCAUCCAUUUUUUUUUUUCGCGACUUGGAAUUUGUGCUCAAACAAAUUCUGAAGGUUUAUAUGAAGUUCCAUUGAAUUCGGAACCCGCGCCAGCUUUUAGUUUUUAAGAUAGUUAAUUUUGAAUUUCGAAAAGUUAGGCUUGAAACUUUUAUUUUGCAACUUUGAAAAAUCACAUCUCAAAAACUAGUAGUUUGUGUAAGUAUGAAGAAUCUUCAUCUAGACAUUCAGAAAAUGUUUUAGCGAGUUUGUAAAAAAAAAAUCAACAACUUGCCAUGUUAGUAUUUUUUGUUACCAUCGCUAUAAAAAUUAUGUUUUGUUAGAUUUUACAUUUUUAAAUUUUUUUUUAAGAUUUCAAAAGUCAUUCAAGAAUAAAAGCUUUUUUUUUCAAUGCGACGUAUGAUGUUCUAACAACAAGAAAAGAAGUAUUCAGAAACUGUGCGAGUCUUUCGGCAUGCCUUGUUACGCGGCCGUUCCGAACGCGAAAAAUGCCAAAGAUAUGUUGGAUUUCAUGAGAAAGAACGACAUCAAGUACGCCCUCACGCCGAUCCUCCGCUCCACUGUUCCGAGGUUCUUAUUAUUUGAAACUUGACCAAAAGGCUCUGAACGUCUAGUAGAUCCUUUUUUUCCAAAGCCAUAUGGAGAAUUUACGAGAAAGGCAAAUCAAUAAUAAACUCGGCCAAAGAUUUUGAGCGUCUAGAUGAUUCCAGAAACCUGUGCUAACAUUUACUAACUGGAAUAUUAAUUUUGUUGCGUGGCUUAAUUCUGGUGUUGAACCCGAACAUGAAAAGAAAUGUCCCGAAAAUUUUCCACUGGGAUUUAUCUGGGCCAUCGAAGAGUCUUGGAGAGAUUGGAGUGUUUUUUUCAGAAAAAUGCCAGAAUACUGAUUAGAAUAUCAAAAGCUCGAAAAAUUGUUUCGUGGAAUUAGGACAUCGGAGAGUCUUAAAGAAAAUUUAUGGAUAGUUCAAGGCCAAAGUGACCUUUCUUGUAGUGAUUUCUCAGUUAUAUGCCAGGAUGUUGAUAAUUUUUGGACUUAGAAGCAUUCGGAAUAAACUUUCCUUACUUCAGCGCAACUAGAGACUGCAGCCACAAUGGCGGCGGGGCUGCUCGGAGCCAGUUUUCCGGCAUCGACCCUUUGCAGGCGGUUUGUCUUCAUUAUUUAGAUAGGAGUAUGAACGGGAGGGGCCACUAACCAAACCCCUUAUAGGGACCACUUUUGCAAGCUUUAGUGGCUCCUAUCAGGGGAGGUAAAGUGGUCCCUAGAUGGAACUCUUCAAGGGCCCCUAUAAGGACCACUCCGAAGUUCCUAACUCAGUUACGCAAACCCAGGCUUGUGCGUCAGGUUAGGUGGCCCGGCCCGGAUUUUGGGCCUACAACUUUGAAAAAAAGCCUGCGUGGGCUCGAGCCAGUCCGGGCCUCGAAAGAAAUCUUAAAUUACAUUUUGAAAAAAAUUUCACUGAUAAAUUAUUUUUUUGGUGGUAUGAAAAAGACCAGCGACAAUUAAAACGGCGACUUUUUCCGAUUUUUCAUAUUGCUAGGGAACUUUCCGACGGCCACCUUUCCGACGAAUCUUUUUUUCCGACUUUUUUCUCGAUAAAAAAAUUUUUCGUUUUUAAAUUUCCCUAUAUAAAGUAGGUAGUUGGUUCAUGAAUAAAACACAAAAAAACAGGGAAAAAUUUUUAUAAUGUUUUAUAAACCGAAAAACAUGAGGGAAAAAGUCGGAAAGGGAUCCGUCGGAAAGUUCCCUAGCGAUACGAAAAAAUCGGAAAAGUCGCCGUAUGAAUUUUCGCUGGUGUUUUUUUCAUACCACCUUAUUUUUUUACAUGUUGAAUCAUAGUUUCUAAUAACUCUCUCAGAAUGAAUAAGCAGAAAUACCACUUUUUCUCGUAAAGCGAAAAUUCGACUUGAAAAGAAAUUGAGUUUUUGUGGGCCAGGCCGGCCAUUUGUGCCUCCCUAACGACGGCCCGGGCCGGGCUUGCGAAGUGGCCGGGGGCCGAGAGGUUGACGGACCGGCCCUCGCACAAGCCUGCGCAAACCGGACGCGCCACAGAAGUUUCUGAGCAUUUCUAGUGAGCCCUCUAGCGGCAGCACUGACUGAUUGAAAUACUCAGACAUUUCCGGGUUUUGAGCCUUAUUCUCAUCUUUUUUUCCACUAGCUUGGUUUUGAUUUAUUUCUGACAUUUUAGUUCAUGUUCGGAAGCUCUGUUUUCCGUAGCUUGGAAGCUGGGAACUGUUUAUCAUGAAUUAGUUUUUUACGAAAUUUUAAUCAAAAGUUUGUUUUGCUCCCACAAAAAUUUUUUCUUUUCAAUUUCCAGUUUUAUUUAAAUUCAUUGUUUCAGGACGACCCUCUUCCGGACAGCUAUUGGAAAAAAAGGGGACCCAGAGACGCUUGCUCGGCUACUCCGCGUGUCGGAGUUAUUUUUCCAUAGAGAGUAGGUUUUUGUUUCAUGAACGUAAAAAAAUUUAUAAAAAGCUUGAGAUUUUCGAAACUAGUAGUGAAUUUUUCAAAUCAUUUUUCAUUAUUUAUUUUUUUAGUCUGAUGUAAUCGACUAGGCGGUGAACAAGAACUUUAAAAGCUAUAACGAACAACCGCCUUUGUCGAGCUAGAAGUCCAAACGUGUAGUCGAAAGAGUUGAAAGAAAGGUCUUACGGUCCUUCGUCUCGUCCUUCUGCGCGUAAUCCAUCCAAUUGCGCCUUGACGAGUUCAGAAUAUAGCUGAUGUUGUGCUUGAGCAGGGAGACCGUGCUCCAGAUGGAAGCCUCAGAAUGAGAGCGACCACUUCGAGUGAAGAUAGCCUAAGCCUAAGCCUUUCCACAAAAAGUCUUGAAACGAAUGAAGUUUUCUCAAUUAUAUUGCUAAAAAAAUCUUCUAUUGAUUUCAUUCCUGUUUAGGAAUCCAGUUUCAAUCCUAACGGGUUCCAAAAGUUAACGGUAGUUGAAGGAUUAUAUUCCAAAUACUACGAAACGAUCACAUAGCUUAUAGCUGUUUGCCCUUAUGGUCUGAACUUUAAAUUCGGCGUAUACGUGAUCUAUCAGAUCGCGUGAGCCGAUCUCGCGAGCUUUGCGUAGUGAGACUCAUUCCCAGCUGUUCAAAGCUCUUCGGUCGACGCGACUGAUCAUCAGAUCGGUCGGGGUCCUGUCGGAGUCAGACAGGAUCCUGGUGAGAACCAGGAGAUCUCGUUCACCUGGUUCGAACCGAAAAUCGGAUCCAACAUGGAACCGAGGUCAGAGGCCCUGUGAUACACAACCCACAGGGACCGCGCUUAAACCAACGGAGACUGAUAUCCGUAAAUUAAGCGAAAGUGGAUCCGUGAAGGAACCAAGGCCCGGGGUCUCACUGACAGUCAGAGUCACUACCCGGACCAGAGCAACAAGAAACUGUUGAUCCCAAAUAGGACCAAUCCUGGAACUCCGAAGUAAAUUUCGUCGAGAUCCGGGUCCUCGGGAACGAAUCAGGCAAGGACAAAGAAGUUUGUCAACCUGAGGAAAAACCAGUUGAGGUUUCCAGUAACAAACUGAAGCCGUUGGUUAUGCCUAUAUCAGACACGAGGCGAUUGGCGAACAGGAAGUGCAAUCCUGAACUAGCCAGAUGCAUGUCACCUUGA